CGCAAACCACCGCUUCUCCGGCAUUUGAUCAGCUGACUAUAAGUGUGGCGCUGUCUUGAAAGACCGAGCUGACAGAAAUAUUGAUUGGCAGUUAUGAUUUGAACAUUAUAUCUGUCACUUACCACUGUUUAUCGUCCCAUAUACACGACCAGCGUUUCACUGUCAUUCAGUGUCCUCUCCAGUUCCUCCACCCUAUCCACCUCACCUGUCUGCAGCUAUGACCGAGUUCUGGCUGAUCUCUGCGCCCGGGGAGAAGACCUGCCAGCAGACCUGGGACACCAUGAUGAUGGUCACCACCCGCAACAACAACCUCUCCUCCAACAGCAAGUUCAACAUCCCCGACCUCAAGGUGGGGACGCUGGACAUCUUGGUUGGGCUGUCUGAUGAGCUGGCCAAGCUGGACUCCUUCGUUGAGAGCGUGGUGAAGAAGGUGGCCCAGUACAUGGCAGACGUGCUGGAGGACAGCCGAGACAAAGUGCAGGAGAAUCUGCUGGCCAAUGGAGUGGAUCUGGUGACCUACAUCACAAGGUUUCAGUGGGACAUGGCAAAGUACCCCAUUAAACAGUCACUGAAGAACAUCUCUGAGAUCAUAUCCAAACAAGUAUCACAGAUUGACAAUGACCUGAAGGCCAGAGCGUCGGCCUACAACAACCUGAAGGGCAACCUGCAGAACCUGGAGCGGAAGAAUGCGGGGAGUUUGUUGACCAGGAGCCUGGCUGAUAUUGUGAAGAAAGAAGAUUUUGUGCUCGAAUCUGAGUACCUUGUUACAAUGCUGGUAGUUGUACCAAAGGCAAAUUAUGCUGACUGGCAGAAGACUUAUGAAACUCUCGCAGAAAUGGUGGUGCCUCGAUCCACUAACCUGCUGUUUGAGGACCAGGAAAGUGGUCUCUUCAGCGUCACCCUCUUCAGAAAGGCCAUCGAUGACUUCAGACACAAGGCCAGAGAGUUCAAGUUUACUGUACGGGACUUCCAGUACAACGAGGUAGAGAUGAAAGCUGACAAAGAAGAAAUGACACGGCUCUCCACAGACAAGAAGAAACAGUUUGGUCCACUGGUGCGAUGGCUGAAGGUGAACUUCAGCGAAGCCUUCAUCGCUUGGGUCCACAUAAAAGCGCUUCGGGUUUUUGUGGAGUCGGUCUUAAGAUAUGGGCUUCCCGUCAACUUCCAGGCCAUGCUUCUGCAGCCUAACAAGAAGAACAUGAAGAAGUUGCGGGAGGUUCUGUACGACCUGUACAAACACCUGGACAGCAGCGCGGCCACCAUCAUCGAUGCACCCAUGGACAUCCCGGGUCUGAACCUGAGUCAGCAAGAAUACUAUCCAUAUGUGUACUAUAAGAUUGACUGCAAUCUGCUGGAUUUCAAGUAGAGCAGUGCUCAUUUCCCUACGCCCGCAAUCCAUCCCGUACUUGUUUGAAACUAAUUUACUUCCAAGCCUCUUUCUCUCUACCCUCUCUUUCUUUUCUUUUCUCUGUCAUGCUUGCUCAAUAUAGGGUGAUUCAACCCUCCAUUCUUCCAUAGUCAUUCCUUCUGCUACUUCAACAAGGGGAAGGGCAGCUGUGUUGUACCAAUUAGUUUGAUAUAUAUUUAGUGGUCCAAGCCUCCCAGAUGUUUGAACCCUAUUGUCUCUGCCAGGAUUAUAAAAAUAAUAAUAAUUCAACAUUCAACUUUUAGCUAGUAUGGUAGGCUGGUUUGGCUGGCUGAACUCUUGCCUCAGCGAAAAUAUUGCACAGAUUGGCCACCUGGUGGCAACACAGUGCACAUGACAAAAUUGUGGCAUUCAUAACCCCAGCUCCUGUGGCCCCUUUGAAUGGUGUACAGCAUUUGUUAUAUAGGUUCCUCUGCUCACAGGGUACAAAAUUACAUCAAAAAGCCUGCCAUAUUGGAUUCCUGCAGUAAUGCAAAAAAUGCUUAAAAUGCUUCUUCUGAAAAAAUGGACCGUUUCAGUCAAAAUUUGACAUGGUGCAUUAGUGUUUUGAAAUGACUUUUCUUUUGGUUUCAUCAAAAGAUGACCGAUGAGUACCGUGGUAAAGAUUUUGAACCUGCUGCUUGAUUGAGAUCUUCAUUUGACACAUGUACAGUAUGUGUGUCCUAAGGAUCAUUGACAUUUUGAAUUGGCUGCCAUGUUGGAGUAUUAGUAAGUAGCCAUUUUCUUAUUUUCAUAGUUUGGAUCUAACCGUAAGCGUGAUUCUUAUGAACUUGGAGUGCAUGUCCCUGUGGCUACUCAGUGAUUCUACAGCGCCUGUUGAAUUUGCGGUAUAUAAACAGUUCGUAAUUCCUGUUCCAUUUCACAUAGAGACUUUUAAUCAACCUCUAAACAUCCUGCUCCUCAUGGAAAACAAAUCUGCUCAAUCUGUACAUCCCAGUGUUUACCCUUGAGCCCUCAACAUGUAAAAUCUAUGGACUCAUGUACUGUCAGUGAUGUAUUUCUUUCAUAAUGCUUUUUCACUAGAGCUUGAGUGUGUGCCUCUUUCGCAUUAUGCUGUAAUGGGGACAGGCUUUAUGAGAACAUAACCCAUGUUUUUGCCUCAAUACGCUUCGUUUAAAUGAAUGAUUGUAAUUGUUUCUUUGUCCUGAAUGUCAUGGUGUGGUAAAGAAUUAUGGGCAGAUCUCUUUAUCGGUGUCGAGUGGUGUGGACUUCAUAAACGGGGUCAUUAGGGGCUCGUUUAGGUCAUGUGCAGCCCUGUGACACUUACAGACUACUUAUAUGGGACAACUCUGAACCCUUUCUCACUUGAGCGAGAACUUGCAUUGAAAGGCAGACUUGUCUUAGUAUUCACCAUACCGGACCUUUACCAUAAUAGAUUUUUUGGCAUUUUUAAUUUUCUGAAAAAGACUUAAAUGCUUCUACUUCUACAGAAAUAAACUAUUUUGCAGAAAAUUAGGCAUGGUGAAUAUAUGAACUUAUCUCUUUACAGGUAUUAUCUCUCUUGCGGUUAUGUCCAAAGAUGACGAAGUGACAAGCCAAUGAACAUGUUGGUAUAGCUUAUCAAAAAAACGCUAAUAAAUCCAAAAUGGUGCAAAGAAUUUGGUAGGUGUAUUCACACUCACGUGAAGAUAUCACCCUGUCUGCAAUGGCCUAAUCAAAGCACAUGGGGGUGCCAUAGAGCUCCAUAUUUUAUUAAAAAUAUUUUUAAAUUCCAUUUGUCCAUUCCCAUCGGCAUGAACAGAAAUUGGUUCUUGCAGCUACAUUAUAUAUGUUUUUUUUAUUUGUUUACAGUUUAUGUAUUUUAAUAACAUGAUCAAGUUAUUUAAAUAUCUGCUCAGAGAAUCAAAAUCUUUGUGGCCACUUCAUUCAUAAUGAAGAAUAUUGCUUUGUAAUCAUUCCACUUCUGUGCCAUUGUGGAGUUAGAGGAUGCCCCCUUCACAGACAUUGCUUAAAUAUUCUUUACCUCCUGGAAAGGGAAAUUUGUUUGUUGGUAUUUUUUCCUACAGUGUGAUUGGCUAUAGCAGAUUUAGCCUGCUACAUUGUUCAGUAUGAUCAACAGUUGAGUUGGCUUGACUUGAGCCCCACCUGCACAAGAUUAUGAUUUAUGACAACUUAACUGAACAUUGUAAAAGCAUAUCCCCAAAAUUGGCAACUUCUCUCACUUCAGAGUCAGCCUGGCCAGGCUCACAGUACUGUAUGGUUAUGAGCCGAACAAGUGAAGCUACUGUUUAUGUGAGGGGGUAGGUCUUUUAUCCUGUUCUCUUAACACAUUUGUUGCCUCUCAUAAGUAGUGGUUCUCUUAAAUGGCAAAUUGUUUUACAAUGAAGCAAUAUGUGUAUUGUCUCAUAUCUGUACAUUUGGUGUGUAAAGGACAAAAAUGCGCAGGCACUGUCCAUAGUCCAUACCAUGGAUGAAAAUAAACUAAAUGGAUAUAUUAAGAAGUA
Anguilla anguilla (European eel) is the source of this 3870-nucleotide messenger RNA. RefSeq names its product V-type proton ATPase subunit C 1-A-like. The transcript is spliced from 13 exons. Gene Ontology annotation, cellular component: vacuolar proton-transporting V-type ATPase, V1 domain; lysosomal membrane. Lineage: Eukaryota; Metazoa; Chordata; Actinopteri; Anguilliformes; Anguillidae. The coding region runs from base 218 to 1366 and encodes 382 amino acids. The record is from RefSeq and is a predicted model, not a curated record. Gene Ontology annotation, biological process: proton transmembrane transport. Gene Ontology annotation, molecular function: proton-transporting ATPase activity, rotational mechanism.